Messenger RNA from Pelobates cultripes (western spadefoot toad), 11525 nucleotides. Lineage: Eukaryota; Metazoa; Chordata; Amphibia; Anura; Pelobatidae. The record is from the annotation of a GenBank genome assembly.
GUGGGAUUCUGGUUUUUGGAAAGAGACAGACACUGCACAGUUGGGUCUCUCCACCUAAACACAUCACUUCCAGUCUGCUUUUCUCUUUGUUGAUAACCCAAGGUUAUUCUGGAAACCCUUAGCUCCUGAGAGCAACCAGAACAGCUAGUUACACUGUGUCAGUUGAUCUAAGACCUCUCCACAUGAUGGGUUCUGUGCUCCCAGCAGAAGCCUUGGUGCUGAAGAGUGGACUGAAGCAAUCAAGUCUGUCCCUGGCUGAAAUGAUCACCUCUGACAUCCUUCACAGCUUCCUCUAUGGUCGCUGGAGGAAUGUCCUUGGGGAACAGUUGUUUGAAGAAAAGAAUAAUCACAGCAGUCCCAAAACUGCCUUCACAGCAGAGGUCCUGGCACAGUCCUUCUCUGGAGGUGAGUACCAAGAGCAGGCACCUAGAAGGCUUCCAAGCCAAGAGGUCCAACCACAUUGAACUUAGUGUGGGCUGGAGGAACAUAAAGAUAGAGUAGCAAAAUCCAGAACUAGGUAGAGAAUCAGAAAGGCACAAAUUGUGUCAUUGUUACCAUUUUAUGUAGCUUUUAUAUGCUCACCUGUUGGGAUAAGAAUUUUAAAAAAAUAUAUACAGUACCAUUAUUUAUUUAGUUUUUAUAUGCACAUCUGAUGGGAUAAAAAUGUAUAAUUUUAUAUAUAUGCUGGGUUUUAUAUAUAUAUAUUAUAUUUAUUUAUUAAUGCAUGCAGAUUUUCACAUCCAUGAAUUUUAAUAUAUGGUGUAUUGCUUGUUGUUUGGAUGUGUUCUUUCAAACUGUUAGAUUUAACUAAACUCCCCUCAAAUCUCAUCUCACUUUAAGCUGAGUUCUCUUUUCCCCCAGUCUCUUCACCCAUCCUACCCCAUGCCCCCCUCCACCCCCCUCACCUUCCUCCCCAAUCUCUGCCUUCAUCCCUCUUAUUCCUGCAGUUUAGCAAGGCGUGUAAUAGACCCAGACUUGGAAAAAAAAAAAAGAAAGAAAAAGUUUAAAUUCAUUUAGUUAACUUGGGCUUGACCUGAGAAAUUUUCCCACUUAAACCAACUUAAAAAGAGACUAAACAAAAAAAAGGUCUCUUUUCUUUUAAGAUGUCUCAAAUCCUUACUGCUCAUUCAUCAAUCUCAGGACAAUAACUCUCCUUCUCUCCUGGCAUCUAUGGAGAAAGCAUUAUCCUUCCUUUUUCAAAUUUGUUCCUUUCUUAAUUUACCAUGAAAACUAAAUCCAUUUGCAUUCACUUUAUGUCAACCAUCUAAUCUCACCAUUUUGUUUCCCAAAUUCCUUCAGCUUUAUAGCAAGUCCUCUCUACAUGCUUCAGAAAUGUCUAGCACUGGUAUUCAUAAAGGCUAAUGAAUUUAGAAUUAGUGAUUUCACUCUUGUUGGGUUUUCUGAAUGCCUAUCACUUUAACAGUGUGACAAAUUGCUAGAUGGACAGAUAGGGUCCAUUAUUUAACCCCUGUCUUUUUCAAAACAAAACCCUUUGUAUAUCUUUUUCUAUAACAGGUAUGCUUUUAAAAAUUCCUCUAGUUAAAAAAAAUGAUCCAUUUUAAAAUUCAAAUAACUGUUGGUUUUAUCAUCAGAAAAAUAAUAAAAGGGAAUUUUAGAAAAAAAUGGGAAGGAAAAAAACCUCAAAGUUUUAAUGGAACGAAAUCAGUUUUAAAAGCGAUCUGUUUAAUUUGACUUUUUUUGUGGUUUUGUUUUUAAUGUUUUUUGUUUUGCAUCAAGCGAUGAAAAAAGUUUUUUUUUUUAAGCAUUCUAUUGGCAAAAUCUCAUUUUAUUUCUAUAUUUCUAUUUAUUUAUUUUUUUAGAGAUAGGAUAUUGUAAGUAUAUUUUUAGAAACAGUUUAAAAUGUAUGAAUAUCUUCUGAGUCAGAGAUAAAUUACUUUGAAACAAUGUCACGUUUUAAUGCUCGCAUUAAGUAAAGAGAUUAAUUAAAACAAACAAACAAACUAGAAGGAUAAAAUAGGAUGUCUUAACAUUAAAGCAAUUGAUCGUCAAUAAAAUACAUGAAUCACUUUUAUUGCGAUACUAUCUUUAAAUUCUACGUACAUCAUUAAAUGCGCACAGCCAACCGCUAAGCGAAUAGCUAAUUCAUAUUCUUUAUAUAUCAAUACAUAUAUAUAUAUAUACCUUAUUACAUGCCUAAAUACUAAAUACAUAGCAUUGAUUUUCAAUCUGUUUGGUAUAACUUUUAAACAUCUUCCAUAUACGCUCUAUAUAUUAUGAUAGAUUUAUAUAAUAUAUAUUUAGCGCACUUGUAGUCAUUAUUGGAUUAUGCUCUAACUAUCCCGCAGCGCUGUAGAAUAGAAUACAUUAAAUAUAAUAUAAUAUUCCAUUUAGAAUUUAAAAUCUGUCGGGAUGACAAUUUGAAAGUGUUUAUUGCCACCAUUGCCAACCUUGGUGAUAGGUACCACUGAUGAGAUAUCUAGAUACCACAAUGUAUAAAUGCCAGGGUAUGCGAUGGAGAGAUAAGCCAACAGGGUAUGGGAUGGGGAGAUAUUUUUGGGUCCCUUCUCCUGUGAAUAUGGAAGAAUAUACGCCCUGAUAACCUGCUGGCACAAUAUCUGGGUACUUACUAUCUUAGCAAUAAUGGUCAUAAAGGUGUAUUAUAUUAUCUGCGUUUUAACCCAUGGUUGGUUAGAGGUAUCAGAUAAGGUUCUGGUUAAGUAGGGUAUAGAUAUGCCAAUUCCGUUGCCAACUUUCCAUACUUUGUCCUUUUUAAUAAGUUUGACCGUCAGGUAAGAGGUGCCAACUCUAUAUCUUCUCAGUGGCAGAAUGUAUGCACGUAAGGUGCCUACUGAUGGUAUCCCAGACCCAGUUCUGCCUGUGUGCUGACCCACUUGCCUUUCUUGUUUCAGAGGUCCAGAAACUCUCCAGCCUAGUGCUGCCUUCUGAAGUUAUCAUAGCCCAGAGCUCCAUCCCUGGAGAAGGUUUGGGCAUCUUCUCCAAGACCUGGAUCAAAGCUGGCACCGAGAUGGGACCAUUCACUGGGAGGGUCAUCUCACCUGAGCAUGUGGACCUGUGCAAGAACAACAACCUAAUGUGGGAGGUGAGGAGUCACGCUGAUUACUUUGCAAGCUAAUAUCAUCCAUGUGCAGAUAAAAAGAGAAUUACAUAAUACAGACAGUGUCAUAGACUUCUGUAGAGUUUGGAUAUAUUUCAUGAUGAGGAAUGGAAUCUUCUGUUUUGUUACUGUAUUUUCUGAGGAUUAUUAAUCCCCAUUGUGAUCGCUAGGGCUUCAAUUUACCCACCCAGGUAGAACACAGGUAUCACUGGAUCCUGAGGCAUGGGGGUCUUUUUGGCAUGGUAAUUUUAUCUUCAGGGUAUAAGGAACAUAUCUUCUGAUCAGCAGAUAUGUCAGUCAGAUAGGAUAUAAAACAUUCCUCAGUCUUAUCAGAGUAUAUCAUUCAGAGAAAGGCAUUCAUCCUGAGAACCUCAGGAAAAUCUAGAUUGCCCUUAGGUGGUAGAUGGGGGUGGGAGGUUGUAGACCCAUUAAAAAGAUAAUGAUAAUUAACAAGAUAAUCUGAAGUGCAUGCACUUGUCAGACUCUUCAAGUGUCAAUUCAAAUGUCAGUACCCACCCAUUUUCAUAUAGGUGUUGAAAGACUAAAGUGAACAAAUAAUUGUUUCAUUAUGUUUAAUCAAGGACACAUAUAGAUAAUGCACGUCACAGCUUUUCACAGAUUCUAAUUUACAGACAUAGACAAAGGUGCACACACAGAUUCGCACACAGGCAAGGAUACACCCAAAACACAAUAUUAACAUUUGUAUUAAUAUGAUCAAGUGAAAACUUAGCACAGACAAUAUGUGGGUCUGUAUUGUAAUUAUGAAUAGGACUGAACAGCUUUAUAAAAAAAAUCUUUCCUUUAUUAUUAUAACCUUUUAUUAUCUAUUUGAGCUUUAUUAACCUGGAAUAAUUUUAUUCCAAGCAUUUGUUUUGUGAAGUGCCAAUUCUGUAGACAGAUGGAAGCACAUACAUACUGAUCUAUUUAAGUAGAGAGCCAAGGAUGAAAGUGAUAAUUAACAGCACUUAAAUCAUUAUUUGUAAUCAUUAUUUAGUAUUAGAAUGUAUUGGCCUAUGAUUAAGUACUAGUAUGUGUGUGUGUGUGUGUGUAUAUAUAUAUACACCAUAGUGUUCAAAUAGAGAUUGUAGCCGUAUUAGUUCAGUGAUGUAGAUGUACAAAACAGAUAGAAUUCAGAUUUUACCAGUUUUUUACAUCUAUAUAUAUAUUUUUUUUAUUUAAAUAAAAAAAAAAAAAAUAUAUAUAUAUUUUUUAAAUUUUGGUGGGCUUAAAGAGUUUCUUUCUCUCUACGUGAUGCUAUUGUUCUUGCUGGUUUUCAUGUUAUAAUCAGUUUCAUACAGUGACGAAAAUACACAUCAUGCAUUUGCCUUAGACUUGCUAAAGGGAGCUUUUUCCAAAAAUGUGUCAUUCCAAAAUUCUCUUAUAAUGUAAUGUUACAGAUAUUGCAAGAUAUGGCAACAACCUGUUACAUCAGCCGCUUAUUUCGCCUUGUGGAAUCUGAUCAAAUUUGAAAGGCACAAAUUCUUUGAUUUAAGUAGGUUUAUUGAUCUGAAGCUGCGACCAGUAAUGAGCCAAUUAGAUUGAUAGCAUCUAUUUUUAUAGCACCAAUAAAAUUAAAUAAAGAGUAUCACAAGACUUGAUUUGAUUGAGACAUAGUGAUACGGCAGAAUUUGAGCGCCCACCUUCAAAUGUAAUCUAGACUAGAACACAGAUGGAGGUGACUGAAUCCGGAAGUGUUUUAUGUCCUAUUUUUGGUGACUGGCUUAUGGAGUGCAGAAAACCCCCCACCAAAGUAACUAUUUCAUUUUAUGUUAAUCGAAGAAAUUAAUGAUAAUCUUUCACUAGAACAAUGUUGAGAUUUAUUUUGACACAUUAUAUUUAUACAGCAUUUUAAAGACAAUUCUCAUUCUUUACCAACCAGUUAUAAUUUUAUAGAACAGAAGUCUUUCAUUCAAUAAGGACUGAUAUUACGGAGACCAUAAAGUUCUUUGGGUGGUAGAGAGGUCUCAAGGUUCUACAUGGUGAAACAUGACUAUAUAAGAGAUGAAGGUUGAAGGACAAAGCUUUGCAGUAGGGUGGUUGGGGCAUAAUAAAGUUUAGCAAGAAGGAUAGGAGGUAACAAAGACUAUGGCAGGUGGGGUUGAAGGCAUCACCGAACGGUACUGAAGAAGACUAUUCAGGGGCCUUUGGGAGUGGUUCUGCCAACACAGAGCUGGAUUCUCUAAGCAAAGCAAUAUUUUACUCUGCUUACUGAAUUGUAAUUCUUAAAUUGAAGUCUUUGGGAUAAUUACUAUUCAAGAAGCAGAAUAAAUACUUCCUUUGCUAUGAGAAUCAAGCCUAUAGUGUAUAGCAAGAAUGUUGAACGGGAGCCUAAACCAUGGCACUAGGCAGUCAAUUAAGAUAAUUAUAUGAUAGUAUUAGUGCCUCUAGUUGGAAAGGUACCUCUUUUGGUGGCCCAAUAAAUGUGACUAUUUUGCCACAUACAGUAUGUCAGAUGAAGCUUACCCAAGUAAUUGAGCUCAACCACCUCUAGUCUCUCUUUUUAUUUUACUCUCUAUUGGCAAGUAACUGUUUCAACAAAGAACAAAGACAUUUAAUUUGAGGGUUAAUUUUAAUUUGAGGGUUGACAAUCAUAUCAUUAUGGAAAUUAGAUGACAAUUGUAAUCUCUCUUUUACUUCAGUGAUUAAUUAUAAUAAUACCCAGUGACACUUUUCUUUCUUUCUUUUUAUAUUUAUUUGUACACAAGUUCAUAUAUAUAAUUUAACAAUCAAUUAAAUGCUACCAGUUUCGGAUUUUUUUCUUUUACAGUUAAUUACAACAAUGGACCUUUGUGUACAAAAAUUAUAUUGCUUUGUAAAAUGAAUUCUUGUCCAGAUAUAAGCAAAGUUAGAAUGCAGAAUAUCAGUUUAAAUACAAUUCUUGCAGUGAUAUUUUGCAUGGUGCAACUAUUUGAGCAAAUCCGACAAAAAAUAUGGAAAACCAAUACAUUUAAAUAUAAUGUAUUAUUGACAAUUCAUUGUAUAGCACCAACAAUUUAAAUAUUGGUUCAUACAUCACUUAAAGGGCUUUGAAAUAUUAUGAGACUAUACAUGGUAAGGUGCUCUGCCUGCAAGUUUAAACGACAUGUGAAAUAAAAAAUGGCGGGGUUAUUCGCUAAAAUAAGAAUUUGAAGUAAUUUUCAAAUUUAAGUUCAAAAUAGCCAAACCAGAAAAAUUCUCAAAGUCAGGCUACUCUGGCCUUACAUUUGAAAUUCACUGUGAUCUUACUUUAGUGAGUAAGCCUGUAAGAAAAUGAAUUGUAUUGUUGUCAGGAAUUUGUCAGUGGCUAGACUGUUUCUUCAAGAUGGCCUUCAAAUUUGGGUGGUCACGUUCUUUGUGGACUCAAAUAUCUUUCCACGGGGGACUGGUAAAGUAUUAAAUGAAAUGUUGUUUCUCUAAAGCUUGUUGGCCAAGAUGAUAUGGGAUCUAAGACCUGCCCAGUGCAAAUCAGGAAAGAUUUUAAUUCAGGGUCAGAAAACAUAAGUAUGAUGUGUUAAAGGUAAUAUCUGAACACUACAGCAGAAAUCAAUUAAAAAAGGGGUUAAAUUCUCUGGAGGUUGUUGUCCACUAAACAGUGAUUUGGCAUAGUGAAAAUUAAAAAUCUUGGGGUACGAUAACCCGGGGUAAUUCAUUUUAAGGAGCCGUAUCAUUUUGCAUUUUUGUGAAAGAGGGCAGUCAUCAGGGAGUAAAUGUUUUAUCUCUAUGUGUUCUUCAUGCAGGUAUUUAAUGAAGAUAGCACUGUGCGUUACUUCAUUGACGCCAGCCAGGAGGAUCACCGCAGUUGGAUGACAUACAUUAAGUGUGCGCGUAAUGAACAGGAGCAGAACUUGGAGGUGGUACAGAUUGGGAACAGCAUCUUCUACAAAGCCAUAGAGGUGAGUGGUGGAGUGUACAUGCAAUGUAUUAUAUGGAUGUGGCUCACCACUUCCAUAUAUCUGGCCAGUACAACAACCAUAAGAAUACCCUACAAAUAGCUUAUUUAACAAUGUUUAAUUUGUAUUUGAUUUACCAUCAAACCUACGAAAUGCUGUCCAGAACAUAUUUUGACAUAUUGUAAUCAAAAGUUCAUUGGCUGCAUGUCAAUAUUUCAGAAUUGUAGGUAAGGAUAGUGAAAAGGCAGGCUCCAUUCUUGUGGAACGGCACAUUCCAUUGUGCUUUGCCAGUCUUUGCAUAAUGGGUGCUGGAGAUCUAUUUGUUAGGACAUCCACAUGACAAGUUUUCUAAAACCAGGUGAAACAGGGGAACAUCAGGGAUUUGCCCGUGGUAGUCUUGUGACUCAGUUGCUCUGUAAAUUUCAAUGACCCUGAGGUCAUGUAGCGACUAUGUAAAAAAACAGCUUGCUGGGGUCUCUCAUGAGCUACAACGGGGCACCUUACUAUUAAUGCUGACAACGGGAAAGCAGCUUUUGGCUGGGACAAUAGGGUCAUUCACUGUUCUGGUCACACAGCAGGGGAAGUUAGUCUCUCGUCUAAGAGACAAAAAUCAAUGUGAUAUCCAACAAAUGGCAGGGUACAGUGAAUAUGUUGUCAGCAAAGCCAUGAUUAUAGAUGUCUACUUCAGACAAAGCUUGAAGAAUGGACUUCACUGAUCCCGGAAACUGCCUUUAUAGUUAAGUUAAUGAAAGCCUUAUUUCUACCCAGCCAUUAGUUGAUUUUUCUUUCCGUAUACACAAACAGUAUAUAUAUAUUUGGAUUGGCUCACAAACUGCCCCAGCAUCUUCUGACUCUCAUCCACAGGGCUGUGGAACAAAAAAGCACAGAAGGCCCUAGAUUGUCCCCCUGCCCCCCUCCCUCCUGCCCAUUCUGUUGGGCUCAAGGUCUGCCCUGCUUUAUAUUGUUUGCAGCCAGCAACACAUGCAGCUAACCGGCUAUAUGAACCUACCAUUCAUUGCUUCUCUAUUUUAUUCCUAAGGAUUGUUUGUUUAACCCUUAAGGACCAAACUUCUGGAAUAAAAGGGAAUCAUGACAUGUCACACAUGUCGUGUGUCCUUAAGGGGUUAAAGAAAGCAUGUAAAAUAACCUUCUAUUCAGCAGCGGCCUUGGUAACCAGGGAGCUGACGUUCUAAAGUCAAAGGAGGGACCCUGUUUUAUAUCCAAGAGAAGAUUCAGAAUGCAAACCAUUCCGUGGCUGCUAUAUAAAAAGAUAAAUAAAUAAAUAAAAAUAGGUACUUUAAAUGAACACACUGUACUUCAGGAGUGCAAUGCCACAUCAGCUUAAGAUUUGACCUUUGAGAUGCUAUUAACACUUAUGUUAAGAUCUUUCAUUGUAAACCUAAAUCAUCCAAGUAUUAUACUUUCUGCUUUAAAGUUACUAGCAUAUUAUUUAGAUUAAAAUGGGAGGAGGUUCUUUAUAAUCCCACUAGUCCUUAAACACAAUCCGAAUACAGUGGCGUUCCAUUAUCAUAAUUAUAAUUAAUUUACAUAUAUGUUAUAACUCUUCAAGGACUAUUAAAUAAAGUCUUUGAAUUUAAAAAUAUAAUAAAAUAUACAUCAAAGAAUAAUUCUUACCAAGGUUGACAAUAUCAGAUGCAAUGUAUAUAUAGUUCCAUAGGCUGAAAAGAGACAUGCGUCCAUCAAGUUCAGCCUUUCCCACGUCUGUUUUUGCUCUUGAUCCAAAAGAAGGCAAAAAAACAAACAAAAAAACAGUUUGAAAAGCUUCACAAUUUUGCAAUAAACUAGAAAAAAUCCUUCUUUAACCCAGAAUGGCAGUCAUAUAUUUCCUUGCAUCAAGAAGGUAUUACCCCACAAAUUAAAAAUUAUAUCCCUGAAUAUUAUGUUUUUGAAAGUAUUUAACCAUUUAACCAGUUGCUGUUUAAACAUCUGUACAGACUCUGACAAAACCAGUUCUCUUGGCAGAGAAUUCCACAUCCUUAUUGUUUUUACUGUAAAAAAAAAAUUCCUUUGUCUUAGACUAAAUCUCCUUUCUUCAAGUCUAAAUGUGUGACAUCAUAAUCUAUGUAUAGUCCUGUUUAUGAAUACAUUUCCAGGCAGCAAAAAUUGCAAGCAAUCUAUUAUUCAAAUUAAUACUUAUGAGGCACCAAGAUAUUACUCAACAAAUAAGUUGAAAUAUGUUACACUGGUACAAUUUAUUUAAUUAUUAAAGGGGACAAUGAGUUUGCCAAGAACAUUGACAAAUGAACUAUAUUAACUGUGAUUCUUAACAGUCUCUUAUUUUUAUUUUUCACAGACUAUCCCGCCAGAUCAGGAAUUGUUGGUUUGGUAUGGAAACUCUCAAAGCAGUUUUCUUGGAAUCCCAGGAGUCCCAGGCAUGGAAGAGGAACAGAAGAAGAAUAAGCAUGGUGAGUACUGGACGGAUGCCGAAAUUAGAGAUUGGAUUCUAGAAUUUUGACUGUUUAUGCACUGGAAUCACAUUCACAAAUAUUCGUAUAAAAGAGUUAUUAGCAAUAUUGGAUGCCUCAGUUAUAUUGCAGUUUGCAUUUUAUAGCAUAUUGGAAGCAGCCAUCAAUUUUUUCUCAUCUGCGGAUGUUGUGGUCACUGACCAUCGUCUGAAUUCCAGUUAUAUUCUGAUUGGCUGAAAGCACUAUGUAGCCAAUUAAAAUAUAGCUUUAUUUUCAAACAGGACACGUAGAUAUUUUACCACUUUAAACCUUGUAGAAUUUGUCUGCAACAUAGGUUUCUUACAGCAGUGAAUUUCAUAACAUUCAAAGCACAAAACUAAGAGAGGGCAAGGACUCAUUUACUAAACAGUGAUAUGGUGUCAACUAAAUUUUAAAAUUAAGGCCACAUUACUAUAGUUGGGAAAAUAGACCAGUUGGUGAAUCCUUUUCCAACUAUGCCAAAUCGGCCUAAACUUUACACCUUAGUUGUCAAUGCACAAUAAUUCAUUGUUUAGUGAAAAAGCCUCUAAUUGAUUCUUAACUCUUUACACGUUAACAAGAUAAUUUCUGAAGAUUUUGGUUUAUAGUCGCAAGGAAUAUUUUGUCACUUAUUUUAACAAAAAUUAUCUUAUUCUCUAAAAGGUACUAUUUCAGUAUCUUUUUUUGGAACUCUUAUUCAUGUUUAUGACUACAUACUUUUAUGUCAAUUUCAAUUGCCCUGUUUUAUUAAACUAAACAUAUUGACCAGAACAACUGGUUUACUUUCUAACUCGGUCAUCUCUUUCUUGCAGAUGAGUUUGGGGGUGUGGAUACUUCAGGACCAACAAUGAGUGGUCGCAUGCGUUGUGUGAUCUGUCAUCGUGGUUUCAAUUCUCGCAGCAAUCUUCGGUCUCACAUGCGGAUCCACACAUUGGACAAGCCCUUCGUCUGUCGCUUCUGCAACCGCAGAUUUAGUCAGUCCUCUACUCUACGUAACCAUGUUCGUCUACACACAGGGGAACGUCCUUAUAAGUGCCAGGUUUGCCAGAGUGCCUACUCACAACUGGCCGGACUUCGAGCUCACCAGAAGAGUGCUCGUCACCGCCCCCCCAGCGGCUCAAUGCAGGCUCACUCCCCUAACUUGCCAGUCCCACACCCAGCCUCCCUGGCACAUCACAUCCCUACUAUGGUACUUUGAAGGCAGCACAAUAUUCACUAUCCAUUGGUCUCAAGGCCAGGCUUACAUAUGGACAUUUCUGUAUACCUAGGUCUGGGGCUGUGGUGGUUUAAGCUGUUGGUCUAUUUUGCAGCUGGGCUCUUGUACCUACAAAGUUUGACACUGCCAACCAAAACAUGUCACUUAAUAUAUAUUAAUUGGUAGAAUGUUAAUGCCUCAUUAAUAUUAGACAAGACUUAUUUUGCCUACUAACCAUUAGGUCUGGUGUGAGAGCUACCCAGUUUCACCUUGAGGUAGUACAUUCAUGGUAUAUAAUACCAUUUUCAUGGGUAACUUCAAAUGACUUGUUGCCCAACUGGACACAUUAGAAAACUGGACUGGUUGUCCAACUGGACACAUUAGACAACCUUUAAGUCAAAAGUCAUAGUCAAGUUGACAGAGAAUCCACCCCUUGUGGGACAUUUAGUAGGGUCAAUGAAAUCAAGAAUUGUCCUCUUCCUAACCAAUAUAAAAACCAUAAAACAUGUGGAACCAAGAGGAGUCAUAGCUCUUACUUAAUCUUAGAUUGCUAAGAAGGAAUUUUUAGGGGGAAAAGCAUCAUAAGAGCCAUAGUCCCCAGCAGCUGGAGUGCGGGCUCAGCGCAUUCCUCCCAAGCUCUCUAAGGUUUGACACCCAAUUCUUGACUCCAAAAUGGUGACAAAUCUUUCUGCUUACAUACAGAGAGGCUUUUUUUUAAAUAAAGGAAAAUAUAAAUAUAUAAAUAAAUCUAUAAAUAUAUAUAAAUAAAUGCUUAUCUAUACAUACAAAAUAAUUAAAAACGAUAUAUAUAUAUUACUUCUAAAGUAUAUGCAGCGUUUGCAGACAAUGGUUCUUGGCUGAAGACUAAGGGGGGGAGAGAUUGAGUAAUUUGACUUUUUUGUAAAUAUUUGAUGUAAAAUCUUUGAUACCACGCUCUGACG